Bactrocera oleae (olive fruit fly) is the source of this 11472-nucleotide messenger RNA. RefSeq names its product Pericentrin-like protein (gene Plp). Lineage: Eukaryota; Metazoa; Arthropoda; Insecta; Diptera; Tephritidae. Gene Ontology annotation, biological process: signal transduction. The record is from RefSeq and is a predicted model, not a curated record. Gene Ontology annotation, molecular function: molecular adaptor activity.
GAGAGCAGUGAGUACGAGAAACUUUUGAGUGCGCGUUCGGUUUAAAAAUUUUAACAGCCAUGGAUCUGUUUACACUCUACGAUUGGAUAACUUCUUUGCUGCGUCCUCGCGGUCAUUUGAAACCCAUUGACGGUAAGCGAUCGGAACCAUCGAAAACUAUCACUGAGGAAAUAGCAGAGCCAACAGAUUGCAGUGCCAUAUCUGUCGGAUUAUCACAACAAUUCAAAACAGAAGCGCCUACGACAAGAAACGUAGAAUUCAUACCAACACUAGCUUUUCUGAUACAUGAACCUGUUGCUACAGACCUCGACAUUCAACAUGUCGCCGAUAUACUCUCACAGCUUGAACUCGAUACAUUCAACAUCAACACUACAAAUAACUCGGCAAACGACGAUGAUGUAAACUGCGAUAAUAACUCAGCACACACAUAUGUAAUCAACCGCGUUGGUAGUGCAGAGAUCUAUAGCAGCAGUACUAACACUGAGGAAUUACUGCGACAGGAGAUCAUCCCUUGUACUCGCACAGACACUACGACAGAAUCCUCACUUGUUUACGAGCCAACUAGCUCAAUAUCCAUUGAAAUGGACAAUUUAGGAAAGAGUGAAACAACUGCCACAACGGCAACAACAACAACACCGACAACGACCGAUGAAGUGCCUGAGACGACAGCCACGACGUCUCGUAAGAAUAGUAACGCAAGUGCCAUCACCACAGCCACAACGUCCAGCAGUGGUGAACAAAGUAUAGAGGAGGAAAUUGAAGAGGCCAUUGAAAUUAGUGAAGAGGAUGUACCACAGUUGUCUGUAGCUCAUUUAUUGGACUCAUCCAAAUCAGCAGGUUAUAUAAAGCCAAUUUCCAUGAAUAAACAAAAAAUGCAAUCUGAUCAACAUUUGGAAGAAGAGGCAAGUUUCCAACAUCCAAUAAGGAAUGUAAAUAAAAUAAGCGCUAGCGAAGAAAAAGACGAACAAUUCAAGAUUGACGACGCUGAAUUGUCUGGUGAAAAUAUAGCACAGCACUUUGUGCUUAACGAAUAUGAUGAAGAAGACGAAGAUGAUGAUGAUAUUAAUAGAAGUAUACCAGCAGACAAGAUACAAGCACCCUCGAGACAUGAAGCGUCCAGUGAAGCCAGUAUGCCGCACAGUAAAACUGUUGCAAGUGAUUCGGCGGAAAUUGAUUUUGAUGAUUUGAAUGUAAGCCUACCACUGGAAAAGAAAAUGGUGCAUUCUCAUCACCAUGAGCCGGUGUUAAGUAAACCAGAAGUUGAUCCACGGCAGCUGAGUUUAACCAAUGAGAGUACAGCGAAUGAUGUAUCAGAUCUUCUAGAAGAACCGCGGCAAGGUGAAGACUCGUUGAGGAAUGAAGAAUUAAUAAUGGCAAAGCCUGACGAGACUCAAACAUCUUGUGAUAACGAAGAAAAUGAGGUAAACGCGGCAUUAAGUAAAUCAUUGACAUCAAAAAAUAUAAAAGUGGUUUUAACUUCACAGCAACUUCAAGCUGAUAUUCAAGCUCCAGGGUUGGAGACACGAGUUAAAAGCAAUUCCCCCCCACAUAGUGAACAAGACAACUCAAUUGAAGAAAUUGUAGAAAGAAAUCAUAGUUUGGAAUAUACGUUAGAUGACCGGGACUUAAGCUCGCUCAAUCCAAGUUUUAUUAUACACAACGAAUCGCUUGUGAAUCGCCUGCUGGCAGACACAGUUCAAGAACAAUUGGAGGAGGUGAAAGAAGUGAAUAAUAUUUGUGCCAAUUUGACUCAACCCGAAAAUGAAAUACUUCCUAUCGAAUUGGAAAGCAAAUAUGUAUACUCUAAACGUAUAGUUACUGAUUUUGACGCUGGUAAAACUGAUCCAACUACAAAUGUAGAAACGCCAAAAGGAACAAAGGAGAAAACAAAUUUUUUAGGUGGAACGGCCCAAAAUGCCAACUCAACGGAGACUGAAUUCACACAUAAUAUUUUACGCGAAACUACCCAUCGCACUGAAAACUUACAAAAUGUGCCAUUACUUGAGACUAAAUUUGUAGAAAGGAAGUUAGCGGUCAUGUCCGAAACAUUGCAGCUGCAGGAAAUGGCCAACAUUGAAGUGCAGACCUUAGAGACCGUUGUAGAGCAAGUAGAAGACGAUGAGUCAUCAACUUAUGAUAUAAAUUCGGUAACAAAUGCUUUGCGUGACAUUCUAAACGAGAUGCUUGGUGCCAAAAAUCAGGUGACCAGUGUUUCACCGGAGCUUGACUUUGGUGCUAAUGAAGACGAUGAUGAUGACACAUCUCUUGAACUAAUGAAAUUACGGAUUCUCGCCAUGAAACAUCAGAGCAAAGAACAACAGAUCAAUAUUUCACACAGUGAAGUCGAAAUUAUGAAUGCCAACGCCAGUGGAGAUGUGCAGAUCGUCAAACCAAUGGAGCGUGUACCCUUAAGUGAGUACACAAAAGAUGUGCUGGAAGACAUCACCGAAGAGAGCGACCGAAACUCACUUUCUACCGCAGAAGAGCAUCGUUCACUGUCGAUGGAACAUUCUGCCAGCUCAACGGAGGGUAAGGAUCAAAGCAAAACUCUUCAUGCUGAAGGGGAAGCUCAAACGACAGACUUGACGAACACCUCGACUAGUAUAGUUAGUUUGAAUAUGCUGCAAAUGUUGGAAAACAAAGUGAUUGAGCUGCAGGAUAUGGUGGCCGGUAAGGACGCCUGUUUGUCUGCGCUUAACUUGCAGUUGGAAACUGCACAGCGACGCGAAUCGAGUGGCGCAUUUUCUGCAGAACAACUUGGCUCGGGAAGAGAUACGAACAGCUCGCUGGUGACAAGCUCGACUGAGUAUCGCACAUUUCAAGAAGAGUUCGGUGGGCCGACAAUGGAUAUUUACAUGGAAGUAUCGAAGCGUGACGAAUUGAUCGCCAAAUUAACGGAUUCGUUACAACAAUCAAUAAAUGUUCGUGAAAAUCUCCAAAUGGAAAGCGACAAACUUGCCAAUGAAGUUCAAUUGCUCCGAAAGCAGCUAUCCGAUGCACUGGAUACUUUGCGCAGGCCGAACUGGCCACGAACGGAUUUAGACAGCAAUUGUGGUCAACGCAUAUCAGAGAUAUCAAUGGAUUUAAUAAGCGAGAGUGAUGAUGAUUUAGAACGGCAUUUUUUCACAGACAAUGAGGAUAAAUAUUCACGUAAUUCACGCGAGCGCCAGUUCUCGGUGCCACGUCAAACAACGGAAAUGUACGGCAGUGGUGGGGGGGAUAUGAUGGCAUCCGAGUGGUCCCAACCACCUUUCAGCAAGCAAAUCGAACAUUUUCAGAAAUAUCUCAACCCGAAUGAGGCGCGCCUCUUCUUCAUGGUGCAGAAAAAGUUCGAUGAUUAUUUGAGCCAAGAGUUGGAAAAGUGUAAAAUAAAAUGUGAGCAUGAUCAAAAAGAUAUUAUUGAGAAAUUUAAGGCGGAGAAACAAAGCCAAGAGGUUGAAAUGAAAAUAAUAAUAAGUUUACGCGAGGAACAAGACAAGAAACAUGCAAAAGAAGUAGAAGAAUUACGCAAAUAUUUUGAAACUAAAUGUGCCGAACUCGAGAAGCAGUUUUCUGACGAUGUCUUUUCGCAAAAAUCGCAACACCACCCAGGUGACACAUCUUCAUCCGAAGGCUCAGACCAGGAUCAAUUGCCCGAGGACCGAGCCACAGGAACCAGCCAAAUACGUUCCAAAGAGAUUUCUCCCCGUAAACGCGCACGUGCAGUGCUUUUACUUAGCCCAAGUCAUCGUCAAAUUACUCCCAUUUCUGACGCAUUCAACGAAGAUGUCAACAGCACAAAAGAAAUUACGGAGUUGAAAGCAUUCUAUCACCAAAAGUUACAAGAAAUACAGCGAAUUAAUGAAGAACAACUACGCAUCCUUACCGAGAAACUAAAGUAUUAUGAAAGCCGAUAUCCAGAUGAUGAAUUUUUGUCGGUCAAUAAAACAACAACUGCUUCGCCCGCUAAUGUUUGCACCAGAAAUAUGUUUAACAAAACAAUAACAAAUAUGACAAAAAAUAAUUUGAAGUCCACAAACGACGAUGAAAUUAAACCACAAAACACCAACAAUAUUGCCAAUCAGGAAUCAGUAUCAUUACAAGUACGCGAUUCCAAUACAUCUUUGAUUAUCAUCGACCAGGAUGAGCUGAAUCUACACAACGAAUCACAAGUCAUACAAAAAAUAAUUGAAGAGUAUGAAAAACGCUUGCAAGAGCAAUUGACGUUGGCUCGCGAUGAUAUUGUGCGUGAGUUGGAAAGGCAGAUACAGACUUUAUUGUCGGAAACAACAACGGACGAUCAGCAUUGGCCGCCGGAACUGAUUUUAUUGCGUGAAAAAUUCACAGCUAAGAGUCAAUUAAAAAUCGCACAACUGCAAAUUAAACAUGAAGAGGAGAUGUCACGCCUAAAAAUGGAAUAUGAAAAGCAGCUGAAUCGUAAGAAUAAACGAAAUUCUACGUUCGAUUCAGCUCGCAACCUUGAACAGAUAAUUAGUGAUCGUGACAAUUUGCGAGAGCUGUGCAAAACUUUCCGCAGUGUCCUAGCUGAACUCGCCAAAUGCGUCGUAAAUUGCGAGGAAGACAUAAAUAGCACUCUCUUGCAAGAGGUACAGCGCCUAAUGGGCGCACAUAAUCGCACCUUAGACGAGCAAACGCCAGAGGUGGAUAUGAAUAUUUCAUUCUUGAAUGCAUCACUUUCUUCUAACAAGCAGUCCCGUUGCAUACUAGACGUACACAAUUUAUUGGAUUUGGUGGAAGAUCCUAGUCUCGUGGAAUUCGUUAGCAACAAAAGCGGAGAUGAAGAUUUUGAUUUGCGUGAAUGCUUGGAACGGUUAAACACCGAAGCACUGUAUUUGCUGCAUAUUUCUGAAGAACUAAGCAAGCGCCAAAGGCGACGCCUAUCUAGCUUAUCAAGUGGUCUGGAGAAAAUUGAUAGUUGCUGCGAAGGCGAUAGUGAUGGUGAAAAAUCUCCAUCCAUUGGCCAACAGAUACGUCGUUUUAUGCGCACUUCAUCGUUUAAUGAGCAAAACUUGCCAACCUAUAAGGAGCACAUAAAACAUCAGCAAGGACAAUUGCUCAAUUCGCUGCCGCCCGAUUUGAAUCGACUACGCACCGAACACUAUAUUAAUAAUAAUGAUGAGCUCUUCUCUACGCCUGGCGGCAAUGCAUCGGAGCUGAAUUUUCAAGUACACGAAUUGAAAAAUCGUCUAGUCAAAUCGGAGACCGACCGUGUCAAGCUGCAGGAAGAGUUGGAGCACACAAUCCAACGGAAUGCAGAACUGGGACAGGAACUGCAGGCGUUACGUGAUCAAUUGUCACAACUAAACUCGCUUAACAACACCGAUUAUGCAGAGGGCUAUGGGCAUGGGUCGCUGAGGAGCCCGCCACGUGCCGUCGGUUCAGACCGUUCAUCGACCAGUUUCACACAAUUGCAGGAGAAGGCGCGCAACAUACUCUCAUCGCCUAUGCAACAACAACCCAACAACGAUGCCACCGUUGUGUUGCUGCAAAUGAUCGAAGACUUUUGCCGCGAAGGCGAAAAGGUGAUGGAAUGCGGAAAGAAGGAUCGCGACGAUCUGCAGUCACAGAUUGACGCGGCGGAUAAACAACUGAAAGCAACUCGUCAUUUCCUCGAAGACCAGGCUGCCGAGAGGGAACAAGAACGCGAUGAGUUUCAACGCGAAAUUGAGAAUCUAAAGGCGCAGCUACGCGAUAAAGAAAAGGAGCGUAAUGUUUUUGAAAAUGCGUCCAAGGAGGCAGAGCAAUUGGAGACUCAAAUUCGGGAACUCACACAAAGACUCAACGAGUCUAAUGCGAAACGUGACAAAUUUGAAGUUGAAUUGAAAGCUUCCAUUGAUAAAAUCUUCGUUUUGCGUGAAAUUAUCACCGAAUUGGAAACCCAAGUGGAGACCAAAGCGCUCAAUGAGCAUGUCUUGAGUGAAAAGAACAAGCAACUGGAGGAUUACAUAAACACCCAAACGCGUUCAAACGAAACACUUCAGCAUGAGGUCCAGAGUUUAAAAGUGGAAAUUGGUGCGGGCUACCAGGAGCGUAUACGUUUUUUGGAAGAGAAAAUGCAAAACAUGCGUCCGUCAGCAGAGCAAAGCAUGGUGUUGGAUCAAGUUGUGGAUCAGCUCCGCGACAUUGAGAAUACUCUCGACCAGAAAACGAAAACGCUCGAAUCUGUGCAUAAUUCAAUUUCUUCAAAUACAAAUAGUGCCACCGAGGAUGUGUCUGUGAGUGGCGCAGGUCCGGCCAACUCAGCGCCAUUAACAGGUGGUGCACACAAUCCAGUAACAAUAACGCAAACUCCAGGUUCUCCAUUGCAUCCGUCGCCACGACAGCAUUCGCUUACCAUGGAGGGAGUUCAACGCAUUGCCGACAAAGUUGCUAAACACACGCGUGUCGAAGAGGCGGCCAUCAAACGUAUACGUGAUCUGGAAAUGCAAGUGACGCAGAUGCGUGAUGCCUGUGUGGAACUCCAGCAUGAUCGGGAAGCCCUACAAGAUCGCAUGUCUGAGCAAAAUCAACGCAUCUCCACAUUGCAAUCGCGCCUGGAAGAGCAACGAAAACGAGCAAUGGAACUACAGCGUGCAGGUUCGACCGACUUUAAUGUACGAAUUCAUGACCUCCAAACCGAGGUACACAAUUUGCGCGAAAUCGUCUCCGUGCGUGACAAGCAAAUAGCAACAAUGAAGCAGCAAUUGGAAAAGAGUAAGGUUGCUAUUGAUCGGCUUGAAGCAGAGUUGGCUGUGGAACAACAACCGGAUCGUAGUGUUGUGGAACGUUUGGAGACGGAAUUGAAGCUUAAAAAUUCCGCCAUACAAAUGCUGAAGGAGAAAAUCAAGAAUGAGAUGAUAAACAAGCUGGCUUUGCCCGACUUAAUGGAAACAAUGCUGGCUGAUAAGAAUGAAGAGAUCGAUCAUCUGCGCGAACAAUUGGAAUCGAAAAAUAUGGAAAUACAGGAGCUCAACUCGAGCCAGGCUUCCAGUUUAGGUGGUGGUGUUGUUGCUGGGAAGAACAACGUUGUUGGAAAAGAUGAAAAUAGCACAAAGUUGAGUGCACACACACUGAGUGACAUAGUAUCCAUCAGCGAGUUUGAUGAGCCCGAUGUGAUGCGCCGUGCAGCUGUGUUACACGAGGCGACUCCAGUUCAGCUGGCCAAUGGUAAUCGUGCUUUCGGACGCAAAUCAAUGGACACUUCAAAGCAAGCUGUGGCGAACUUGACGCAUAAGCGCAGCGAGGAUUUGUCUGGACUCGCCAUUUUACGUCCUGUGAAUACUUUCGAUAAUCCACAUUACUUCCAAGAUCCCAAUGUGCUAACAAUGACGUGCCAGUCCGCGGCAACGGUUACGCCACCGAUCGUACCACGCCAAAUUAACUUCUCUGCAUUGGCAGAGGAUUCAAAACUGAAGACUCCGGGCUUAGAGAUGUCCGCUAUGGACAGAAGGCUACCAGAGGAGAAAGAGAUAUACGAGAAGCUGGAACAAGAGGUGCAAUAUUUAAAGGAGAAACUGACAAGUGCUUCCACGGAGAAAGAGAAAGCUAUAUGCGAAAAGGAUCGAGAAAUACAAUCCAUUGAGGAAGAGUUGGUAGGCACACAAGUGCGUUUAGGUGGUCUGCAACAUGAAUUGGAACGACACCAAAUGGAAAUCAGCGAGUUGAAAAAGGAAGCACAAAAAUGCGUAAUUCUUCAAACGCAAAUCGCUGAAAAGACGGCCGAAAUCGAUUUGCUUCUUAGCUCUCAAGAACGUCUAACCAAGGAGAAUAAGGAACAACAAGAACGAUUGACUAAAGGAGAAAAGGAGCUGCUUAACUACAAGGAGAAUGAACAUAGCCUCCAAAAACGAAUUACCGAAUUACAAGAGAAAAUGCUGGAGGCGACGGAACAGGAAGUGAAUGAACGCGAGAGCUUGCGUAAAGAGUUGCGAGCCGUAAGUGAAACACACGAACAGUGCAGGAAUACUGUGCUCGAGUUGGAGAUGCGCAAAGUGGACAUCGUGCAGCUAAACGAACAAUUGAAAGCCAAGGAACAGAGAUUGCAGAUGCUUACUAAUAAAUUGGGGCAAGCUGAUGAGACUGCCAUCGAGAUGCAGCAAAAGAUUUCUGCUCUGGAGGAGGAGGUGGAACGUUUGCGGCAACAACCAAACAGCGAUAACAGUUCAAAACAAUACUCAGUCGAUGAAAUAGCACAACAAGUCGAAAAGGAACUGAACUAUUCUGUGCAGCUAGACUCGAAUAUACUUCAAGCCAUCGAGAGCGAAGAAGAAAACAACUUGGACCGCAAAAGUCGCGAUAAGGCAUCGCAAGAACCUAAUAAGACUGAAGCACAAGGCACAGACGACGAAAACUACACUGGCGAGCGCGAGCUGUUAAACCAAUUGGAGGCGCUCAAGGUUCAAAUUGCCGUGGAACGUGAACACAAUGAAGAUAUACGGCAGAAGUUGCUUAUUGAAAAGCAACACUCGCAGGAAAUACAAGAGCAAGAUGUGCUUAUCAUUGAGGCAAUGCGCAAGCGACUCGAGACUGCGCUGGAGAAAGAGGAUGAGCUGCAUAAAUUGCUGGAUAUUGAACGCGAGCGUUGUGAGCGCGUGCAAACGCAGUUGACCGCCAUUCAUCGCGCAGAGUCGCGUCGUAAUUCACUGUUGCUGAAAUCACCAUCCGAUUCCCCGCGCAAAUCGCCGCGCGCACUAAGUAACGAUUUCGAGUCGGAGUUGGCUGAGCGCCUUCGCAGUGAAAUCAAGUUGCUGACGGCACAGAAUGAGCGCGAACGCGAACGUUGCGCCGAUGCACAACGUUCCAGUGAAAGAGAGCGACAGCGCUAUGAAAACGAGCUGGAGGAACGCGUGGAUUAUUGUGAGAAAUUAAAGCAUGAAAUGGAGAAAUUGGGGCGUGAUAAAGAUUUAGCUGAACAAGAGUGCGAGCACUUGCAAGAACGACUAACUAUACAAACACAGGAGAUAGAGAGUUUGGAGGCUAGACUUGCAACACUGCAGGAGGCUGAAACCCGACGUAGCACACGACGUGACCGACAGCAAAGAGAAAGCGCACAACUGCUUGGUGAAAUGCAGGAAGUUAAGUCACUGCUGUUAGCUACCGAAGCGGAGCGCGACAAUUUACUCAAGUGCAUUACACAGCUACGAUUCGACGGCGAACGUGCGGCACAGCGCGAAGCCAAACUGUCAGAAGCGCUUGCCAAUGCAAAUAUGAGUGCCGCUGAGUCUUCUGUGCCACAACAGUUUUUGCAAAAAAUGAAGGAAAUAAACGCGCUGCUAGCGGAGAAUACACAAGAGAAUCGUCAAAUGGCCGAAACCGUGCAAUUUCUUGUGGAGGAGCGUCGUCAAUUGCAGAAAAAGUGCGAAGAUCUCGAGUCGCAGCUCGGCGGCACGGCUAAUGUGUCAGAGCUGGAAGACCGCUGCAAUCAGCUAUUAGGGCGCUAUUUACGCUUGGAAUCGCACCGCAAAGCGCUUGUCUAUCAAAAGCGUUAUUUGAAAAUUUCGCUGCAGAGUUAUCAAGAAAGUGAACAGCGCGCCCUAGCUGCACUCAACGGUGGCCGCAUGGUGCAGCCACAACCCAACAAAAAUAAAUUAUUCAAGACUGUGGCUUUGGCUGUUGUUGCUAUUCAGCGUAUGAAGUAUAUUGGCCGCACUUGGCGCACAGGCAAACGGAUCGUUUCCAAGUCAGUUUUUACAAUAACACAACAAAAAUCACCGCAACCGCCAAUGCUUACUUGUGCCCCCGUUAGUUCAACUUGCCCGAAAUCGCCACCAACAAUGUCCUUUCCACGGCAAAGAGAGCGUCAAUUCCAAGCAUUAAAGUCACCACCGCUGGUCCAUGAGUAUUUAAAUGGCGGAAGUGUGGACGAUGGCGUUACAUCUUCAACAAAUAUGAACUCGGUGCCAAUAUUUGAUUGGCCACGUCUGCAGACUUUUCAACAGUAGCAUUUGCUGCUACCAGAGCCCUGACACUACCCAAUAAGUACAUCACUGUAAAUGCUCAAAUAAGAUCAGUAACAUAACGGUUAAUAUUGUUAAUAGCCGUGAAGUCAAGCGCAUUUCUACUUUUCUUGUGUAUUAUAGGAAUAAGAAAAUGUUUACAUACAAAUAAGUAUAAAAUAAGUAGUGCAUGAUGGAGAAAGCAACAACAACAUGUAUCAAAUCAAGCCUAUUUUUAAAAUGUGUAAAUUUUUUGUACUUCUAAGCUUAAGUCUAGUCGUUAACGUGUUUAUAUUCUUAUUGUCCUCGUCAUAUCUGCGCAAUUGUUAUGCGUCUAAAAAUUGUAAUGUCUUAUGUAUUAUCUAGUAUUUGACUUGGACUAAUUUUAGACUAAAGGACUUUAAUGUCUGUUUUACUAAUUUAACUUAUUAUUUUUAUUUCAUGAAUAACUCUAUUACGGGUUUCAACCCAACUGUAUUGGUUAAAGUUAGAAAUUCGGUGUUAUGGUUUUCCACUUAACCUGUAAAAAAAAAUUUCGGUUGAAGUGUUGUCAAAACUCAAAUUUUUUUUUGGUAUUACGGUUUUCAACUCUGUGCCAGUGAGGUGGACUAGAGUAUCAAAAAAUUUUAACUGCUAACAAGCAGUUCUAUUUAAGUACUAAUGAAUUUAUCUAGGAAAAAUUUUAAUAGAAAAUGGAAAAUAGGUAAAAUAACUAUCCAUAGAAGGUGAAAAAUUGUUGAGCUUUUGGACUAAAAUCCUGAAACUGGAACUGACAAUUUGGAAAGAUUAAAAUAAAAUUAAGGGACCGUGAAAAGUGUUUCGAACACAAAGAGUCGAUACAAUCUACUACUCCUAAGAAUAUACUUUUUGAGUAAAAUUAAAUUUUUGAAACGUUUUUCUCCUCUUUAGUCAUUAGUGUUUUAUCCACAACGUACAAAUAUGGUGUUCAUAAUUUUUAAAAGCAGGUUUUGUAACAACCAUAGUUAUCGUAGGAUGCUUCAGCUCAAAGUAAAACUAAUUUUAAAUGCAUUCUUGAUAACUACCGUCAGCAAGGAAAUGGAGAGUGUGUGGUAACGUUCAUUCAUCUCAAAAAAUAAAAUGAUUCCUUAUCUAAACGAAAAUAACUUAUGAAUCUGCAACAAACAUUAUUUAAAAACCAUUUAAUUAUCAAUAAAACUUUGGCUUACUUAAUGUUAGGAAAUUUAAAUAGAUUUGUCUGAUAACGAAGGUUUUUUCUUUUGGCUCCAAUAUUUUUGUCAUCGUAAUAUAAAUUUAAACAAUUGCCCAUUUUAUAAACUGUUCACCUUUUCGUAAGGAAUAACUAAAUUAAAUUGUUUUGAUUUUUCGUUUGAAAAUUUUAAGCUGUUUAAUUAUCUGUCAAAACUUCAUUUCUUAUGUUGGCCACACCUCCGACUGAAAAUAGUUGAAAAUCGUAACACCAAAAAAGACUUGGGUUGAUCUGAAUUUGAAUUGCUUCAACUUCAAUUCAACCGAGUGGAGUUGAAAACCGUAAUAGAGGUAUAACUAACAUUAGUUUUAUGUUUAACGCCUCAAAUAU